This is a messenger RNA of Loa loa (African eye worm), 321 nucleotides long. RefSeq lists its product as hypothetical. The record is from RefSeq and is a predicted model, not a curated record. The transcript has a single exon. Bases 1 to 321 code for a protein of 106 amino acids. Lineage: Eukaryota; Metazoa; Nematoda; Chromadorea; Rhabditida; Onchocercidae.
AUGAGCUGCAAAAAUGCAAACCAAUGGUGGGUGGACAUAAGCAAAAUCUUUGUCAGUCAGCAUCGAACGGAAAAUGAACAAAGCACUGAAAAGAAGAGCGCUACAGCAGGGCUAUACGACUAUGUUAGCUUGAGAUAUGAUCAAGAUGCACUGAGAACGAGUUUGCAUCAUAUCGCUUCCAGAAGUGCAAGUGCAAGUGCAAGUGCAAGUUCCACUCCUAUGCACACGCAUGGAAAAAUAUGUGCAAUCCUUUGUAUGACACGAAUUUUGUUACUCAACAAUAGUGUUAUGUCUUCAUUGGAUAAGCUAAAUAAUAUAUGA